ACAGACUGUAAACACAUGUGCAGGCUUGUGUAGCGGCGGCACUAUUUAUGUUCGUGUUUUUAUGAAGAUUGAAAGAUACCGUUAACACAAAGAAAGGUUUUCAUGUGUGACAUCAUACAGCAGAUUGACUGGUAUAGUUCACGGUGGUGCGGAGAGAUUAGUCUACAAAGCCGGGUGAUAUACACACAGCAAAGUUCCGAUUGUGUGAGGCAAGAAAUAACGAGGCUCCAGAGAAGCUGCAAUCUUGAAGGCCAGGGUAAGGUGAGCUACUGAGCAGAAAGCCAUGGGGCUUUUUGACAAGCUUGCUGGGUGGCUGGGCAUAAAGAAGAAAGAGGUUCAUGUGCUGUGCCUUGGUCUGGACAACAGUGGAAAAACUACCAUCAUUAAUAAAUUAAAACCUUCAAAUGCUCAAACACAAGACAUAGUUCCAACCAUUGGCUUCAGUAUUGAGAAGUUUAAGACUUCCAGCUUAUCGUUCACAGUGUUUGAUAUGUCUGGUCAAGGAAGAUACAGAAACCUCUGGGAGCAUUAUUAUAAGGAAGGCCAGGCUAUAAUAUUUGUUAUUGACAGCAGUGACACGUUAAGAAUGGUUGUUGCCAAAGAAGAACUUGAUACCCUCCUAAAUCAUCCAGAUAUUAAACGCCGACGGAUGCCUAUUUUGUUUUUUGCAAACAAGAUGGACCUCAGAGAUGCUUUGUCUUCGGUGAAGGUUUCUCAAUUGCUAUGUCUUGAGAACAUCAAAGAUAAACCCUGGCAUAUCUGUGCCAGUGAUGCUCUAAAAGGGGAAGGUCUUCAAGAAGGUGUAGACUGGCUUCAGGAUCAGAUCAGAAUGAUGAAGACGUGAAAGGCCAGUAGGAGCAUGCCACACAAGAAUGUGAUGAAGCUGAGCCCACCCCCAUUAAUAUCAAGCUGUUUACUUUUAAAUUGGAGCAUAUACUUAAUGAGUAAAUGGAAACCGGGAUCUAAGCCACCUGUAGAGACAAAUAACAUCUGACAACACUUCUUCAUAAUACUGUCUGCAACUUUUAAUUAAAUCUGAGACCAGUCCAUCCACUUGUAAAGUGCAAUAUUCUCUUUAGAGAUGUGGCCAGCAGGAGCUCUUUAAAUUAGAACGGAGAAGCAGGGAUAUGUAUUGCUUACUUUUCUGAACAGGUAUUAUUUGGCUAUUCACAGCUUGAUAGUUUCCUGAUCCGUAAGAGCAUCUUUCACUUAUGUCAACUGGAAAACAUACAAUAAUCCAGUAUCAAUGUCAUCAAAUAACUCUUCACCUGUAUUCGCUGCUCUACUGUUAGUAUGUCAAGAAAACUAAGUUAUUUACAUUGUGUAAGAACAUGUUUGUGUUCUUAAUAAUGGAGUAUUGUAAUUUAUAUAUGAGCCUAGUGCAUUUUUAAAGCAGCUCAGUAAAUUGGAUGGUGACAGGAUUGCUAGAAUACUUUACACAAUUCAUGUAUUUACUGACACUAUUUUGCAAAAUACUCUUCUUUACAGUAGGGCAAAAUAAAUAAUUCUAAUAUAUGUGUAUAUUGUGCAUAAGAAUUACUAUUUUUUUUUAACUGUUUUUUUUUUUUUUUUGUUCUCUAGACUUUCUGUUCUUUUGGUGUCUUUUGGUUGAACUUUUCCUGCCUAUUAAAGCCAAACAGACUGAAAUAUCACUGAAGUAAUCUUAAAUGUAAACAUAAAAAAACAUGUUAUUACCUGACCAACAACUUCGGAAAACAGUUAGUAUUAAAAUUCAAAAAGUAAAUGAUGAAACUAAACGACAGAUGGCUCAUUAUCUAAUUAACUGGAACGACUACGCCAGGUGAAUCCUGUUGGAUCAGAAACAAUUGCUCCACUCAGGUAGACUUGUGAUAUUCUUCCAUGGGAAAACAUAUGGAGUUUAAG
Molecule: messenger RNA, 1884 nt
Organism: Polyodon spathula (Mississippi paddlefish)
Lineage: Eukaryota; Metazoa; Chordata; Actinopteri; Acipenseriformes; Polyodontidae
Product: ADP-ribosylation factor-like protein 6
Exons: 8
Coding region: 284-844 (186 amino acids)
Biological process (GO): cilium assembly; protein localization to cilium; intracellular protein transport
Cellular component (GO): cytoplasm; axoneme
Molecular function (GO): GTPase activity; GTP binding
Source: RefSeq, a predicted model, not a curated record